Molecule: messenger RNA, 874 nt
Organism: Vitrella brassicaformis
Lineage: Eukaryota; Vitrellaceae
Source: the annotation of a GenBank genome assembly
UGAUCUCUGAACUCGUCUCGGUCCAAAAGCGUGUCCUUCUUUCUCUAUUGCUGGUAUUUCGCGGCGCCUACUCGUCAGCGGCGGGCUGCGGUGAUGAUGCCCUGACUGAUCUCUUCCCACCCUUCCGUGCGAGUGCUUCCAACAGAUCUAUCGAGCCGGCAGUGCUUGCAGCAACACUCGAGAGGGCGGAAAUCCAGUCUGGCCAGCGAGAGGCGAUUGACUGGCUCACAGCGGCCGCCCGCGGCAACGUCUCGCGCCCACUGCACGCUACGUCUUUUGCGGCCUUUCUCACUCAUGUUCUCGCUUCCAACACUGUCAUGACGCCACACAGGGAUGAACUGCCGCUGUCAAUGAAGGCGAUAGACCUCAUCAAGGCGCAUCUGCCACUGCGUGACCUCCUGACAUCUGAAUCAUCCUCAAUAUUGUUCAGGUGACACAGAACGACAACAUACAGGAGCGUCAGACGGUCUUGCUCCUUUUUCUCUCUGUUUCCUGUUGCUGGGUUGCAGCAUGCUGGUGCACUUACGUUCUGCGGUUGAUGCGGCCGGCCUGGAGAAGGGAGAUGCGUCGUGUCAGCCGAUGGGCAAUUCUAGUUGGUCGUUUCCGUUUGACGCAUUAGCAGGGCGGUGGAAGAAGAGGAAGUUCUUUUCCAUCAAGGAGCAUGGCUUCGAGGAGGCCAAGCAGAUGGCCAUCGCUCCCAGGCGGGAGAUGGAGAGGCUGCACUACCUGCAUGUCGGCAAGGGGGCAGAUUGAGAGCAGCCCGAUGAGAUGGCCGUAGAUGAUAGCGAGGAGGAAGAGGAGGAGGAGUGAGUGAGUGAGAGAGUGAGUGAGUGAGCCCAUGUUGAUAGAUUGUACAGACGCUCGCUAUGAAGAG